AUACAAGAAUUUGACAUUUUUGACUCGCAAAUUUUUAAUAUCGGAGAAACCGGAUGUUGUAUGGAUCGUUAUCCCGAAAGCGGCGAUGGAAUCUCAAUGUUUUGUGAUGAAGAAUUCAACAGCGUUGCUAAAACGAGUGCCGACAACGAUGCGCCUGUUGAUACUACUUCUUCAUCGAGUACUACCGGGGAUGGAAAAUCGAGCGAUUACUCGUUGCGUAAGAGAAUGGGUGGACUCGCGGCUAACAAAGCCGGACUGCAAAGUGUAGAUAGGGAAAAGGGGACUGCAUUUUUUGAAAAUGAAGCCAGGAAGGAUGAAGCCCUAAAUGUCAAAAUUGAUAAAAUGUUGAAGAAAUACGAAUUCCUUAAGAAAGACGAUCUAUCUUCAGACCUGGUCAAAAUAGAUCGCAUCAUACAUGAAUUAGAACGUGACAGGGAUUUAUCUCACAUCAUCGUCCAUGUUGACAUGGACGCGUUUUACGCGUCUGUAGAAGAAAGAGACAAUCCUAGUUUACGUGGUAAACCUAUGGCCGUCGGUGACACUUCAAUGUUGAGCACAGCAAAUUACGAAGCUCGCAAGUUCGGAGUGCGCAGUGCAAUGCCUGGAUUUAUUGCCAAAAGGUUGUGUCCAAACCUCAUCCUGGUACCACUACAUUUCGAGAAAUAUCGUACGGUUUCAAUGCAAGUUCGUAAAGUGUUUGCUCAAUACGAUCCUAACUUCACUCCAAUGAGUUUGGAUGAAGCAUACUUGGAUGUUACCGAAUAUAUACAGAAAACAGGCAGAUCACCAGAUGAGGUGGUUCAACAAAUUCGAGAUGAGAUAUUCAGUAAAACUCGAUUGACAGCAAGUGCAGGAAUCGCAGCUAAUAAAUUAUUGGCCAAAGUAUGCUCCGACAUAAAUAAACCGAACGGUCAAUAUCGCAUUCAGAACAACCUUGACUGCAUUAUGGAAUUCAUCAGGAAUCUUCCAGCUCGCAAAGUUUCCGGAAUUGGUCGUGUCACCGAGAGAAUUCUAGAUGCAUUAGAGAUCAAAACCUUGGGCGACAUAUUUCAAAAACGCGUUUAUAUUUAUAAGAUUUUCACAUUGAACUCUUUUCAAUUCCUCAUUCGAGCUUCUCUUGGACUCGGAUCGACAGUGGUGAAAUCUGAUCAUAAUCGAAAGAGCAUGAGUGUUGAAAGAACAUUUGCUCCGUUAAGUAGACCCGAAGAUUUACUCGCUAAAUUACGUGAAUUAGCCGAUCACCUUUCUGCGGACCUGAAGAAGGAAGAUCUUUCGGUCAGCAGACAGCAUACCUUACACGGAAAAACGGUUACUCUAAAAUUCAAGUCGAUCUCCUACGGUGUGACCAAUCGUGCGAAAACGAUUCCACGAUAUAUCCACAAGGCCGAUGAUUUAUUUUAUUUCGGAAAACAGAUAUUGGAAGCUGAAUUACCCUUGAACUUAAGGCUCAUGGGUCUUCGGUUAUCUACAUUGCGCUCCAGCGAGGUUGAAACAAUGAAUGGCGUAAAAAGGUUCUUUUCGGUGCAAGAACGUGAAAGUGUGGACCCGCCAGUCAAGAAAUCAACAGUAACGCCAAUUAUUGAACAUCAAUCAACGUCAUCCGAACCAGAAUACAUGGAUUCAUCGGGUAAUGAAGGUAAUAGGUAUGCGAAUUAUCUAGAUGUGAAAGAAAAUGUGCCGUUUAGAGAUGAAUCUGUAGAAGAUGUUGAGCUUCGGUGUAAAGAAACGAGUGAACAACCUAUAACGAACAUAACCAAGGAAAGGUGUAAAGAAAAUAUUUCAGUUCUUGAUUCUGAUGAUAAUACUCGACUUAACACAAAUUGGGACUGUCCA
This is a messenger RNA of Acaulospora morrowiae, 1833 nucleotides long. The record is from the annotation of a GenBank genome assembly. NCBI's taxonomy places the organism in Eukaryota, Fungi, Glomeromycota, Glomeromycetes, Diversisporales, Acaulosporaceae.